This is a messenger RNA of Fusarium oxysporum Fo47, 1063 nucleotides long. RefSeq lists its product as uncharacterized. The transcript is spliced from 4 exons. Bases 88 to 1053 code for a protein of 321 amino acids. The record is from RefSeq and is a predicted model, not a curated record. Lineage: Eukaryota; Fungi; Ascomycota; Sordariomycetes; Hypocreales; Nectriaceae. Gene Ontology annotation, molecular function: oxidoreductase activity.
GUAAAGAUCUCCUAAAUUAUCGUCUUGUUUAUUGCUCCACAAGACACCAUCGCCACCAAUCCCAAGCCCACCAAGCUCACUUACACCAUGGCUGUGAACCGCUAUGCUUACAAUGGCCCAAUCGACCACACAAUCGCGCCUCAACUCGAGAAUAUUCGAGGCAAGUCGGUGAUUGUCACAGGCGGCGCCAAUGGCAUGGGUGAAGCCUUUGUACGAGACUUUGUCGCUGCUGGUGCCUGGGUAACAUUCGCCGAUGUCAAUGAAGAGCGCGGCAAAACAGUUGAAGCAGAGCUUAACGCCGACGGCCAAAAAUGUGCCUUCAUCAAGUGCGACAUCAGAGACUGGGAUCAACAAAAGGCCAUGUUCGAAAAGGCCAAAACUCAAAGCCCAGGUAACUCGGUUGAUAUUGUCAUCGCGAAUGCUGGCAUUUCUCGAAGUUCUGGAGAUAGCUUGUGGAAUCUAGAUGACCCCAACGGUGAACCGACAAAGCCCGACCUGAACAUUGUUCGUGUCAACAUAGACGGGACAUUUUACACAUGGAAGCUUGCGGUUCAUUAUUUCCGGAAGCAACCAGUGAGCGAAGAACGAGACCGGUGUUUCAUUAUUACUGGUAGCAUGGUAGCAUGGAUCGAUUCUCCAGGCAAUUGGGAGUAUACAGGAACGAAAUAUGCGCUUCGCGGCUUCAUGAGAACAGUCCGAAGAUCAAGCCACGAGCAGUCUAUCCGCAUAAACUAUGUCGCACCCUGCUGGAUCAAGAGCGCCAUUCGAACAGCCGAAUACGAGAAGUGGCUGGUAGACCGCGGUGUGGAGUUUGGUGAACAGAAGGACGUUUCCAGCUGCAUGUUGAGAAUUGCAACUGAUAGGAGCAUCAAUGGUCGUUCAUUGAUGAUCACGCCUCGUUCCAUCGCAAAGGAGGGUUUCGUAGAUAUUGAUAGAGAGGAUUACAAGGACACACCAGAAGACGAGUAUCUGAAGAAAGUACAAGCGUCACAGCUGGUAAUUAUUGAGGACAAAUGGUUGGACUCAUUCAAAGUCCGAGUAUAUAAAGAAUAGUUGUUGUCGU